UCUCAAGUUAUCCGCGGAGUGGAACCGGAACGUUAACUGAUAAAAAGUAAAGCAAAAUUCUUCCAAGCUGGGCUGGAUUCCUGGAACUGCAAGGACACAAAACUCCCAUGAAGUCUACACCAAAGUCCAAGUAGUUUUAUUGUAAAUAAUUUUUUUAAAGCCACCUCCUAUCAUUUUUUAAAAAAUACAAUUUCAGUUUAGCCCUGGUACUUCCUCCCAUCCCACCACUAACUCAGUCCUAUUCUGCUUUGCUCUUUUGCGAUCCGCCGAGGCUGACUGCUGCGGGCGGGACAUGUUGCAAACAUGCAGCAGAGGGUUGUCCUCCCCAAUAGAGGUGGCUAGAAAUGGUUUAGUCCAGGGUAGGCAACCUCGCUCUUUUACGACUCGUGGCUGGCUCAGGAAUUCUGGGAGUUGAAGUCCAUGAGUCAUAAAAGAGCCGAGGUUGCCUAUCCCUAGUUUAGUCUGUGGUGCCUGGUGGUUGCUAGGCAGCGAGGUGGUGAUUUGGAUUCCGGUGAGUUAGGAGACAGGCAGAGGAAAGGGGUGACCGGGAGUAGCAGCCUACAAGAAGGUGGGAGGCCUGUGCAAAUAUGAUGGGUGAACAGCCCUGAUUUCCUUGUGGAAGAGAUGGUUAUGGAUUAUGGCAUCGGUAGCACCCAGGACCAUCAAUGACUACUCUGUAGUGAUUCUAAAAACAUCCAGACAGGAUGUCUCAUCUCUGUCACACUAUUGUACCAUUAUUGGCUGGCAUUCAUGAACACAAUGUGAUUUUUGUCAUGUAUACCUCAGAAUGUAAUCCUUCCAAUCCACAUAUCAUGAAAGAACUUCUGAUAAAAACUCUAUAUUCCCUGGGUAGCAGACUAAUGGAUUCCAUGUUCAAUAUCAUCUGGUGUUCCAGCAAGGUGUUAAAAUGGCAGAAUGAAUUGGUAGAAUGUUCCCUCACCAACAUCAUGGAUGCAGCUUCUUGGAUCAGAACUCUGCAAAUGAAUAGCAAGGCGAAAGCCAAUGCUUGGAAUGCCAUUGAAGAAGCAAUAAAGGAUCCCAGCUGCCAAGCAAUAUACCUGUUCACCAGCGGUUUGCCCGAAGGCAGAGUGGAAGAAAUCUGUAGCCGCCUGAAAGAGACAAAGCAAUUGUGUCCAGUGCAUAUUGUGCAAUUGGUAGAAAAUGGAGAGGACAAUAAAAUUAGCUGUCAAAAGCUAUUGGUGAACAUAGCCAAGAUGUCUGGUGGUACUUUCCAAGCUAUUGAUGGAGCUUCCUGUGAGGAUAAGACUGACUGUAAUUUAGGUUUUCAUCAUGCUGGUAGCAUCGGCAAUCAUCUCAGCUUCCCUCCACUGACAGAUCAUUGCACAAAACAGUUUCCUUUGGGAACAUGGAGUCCAGAUACUUGUAACACGUGUUUAAGAAGUUCCAUGCAAGAGAAUUUAGGAGACUGUUCCACAAACAGCCAUCAUUUGCUGAGAGGGAUUCGAGUCCUUGCCAGAAAACAAACAGAUGGGUAUUACUAUCUCAGUCAUAUUGUCCAAAAGGUGAAGGAUUCCAAUGAACAUGUUCUAGUUGAGUUUGAAAGAUGCCAGCGAUUACGGAAAGGUAAGCCUCCAUUUCGAAGGCAAGAAGUGCCUCUGUAUGACAUCAUCCAUUACGAUGAUGCCAGGUGGCAGCCAUUAUCUGCAGGAGAUGGGACCCUUGCUCCAUGGGAGAAGAACGGCAGACGAUAUGGCCCAGGCAUCGUUCUCCAAGUAGCAGAAACCAGGUCAGAUUAUUCAGCUUUUCAAAAUAGCAAAGUGCUGAUUAACUUCUGGAAUGGUCAGACCAAGACAAUAUCAGCAGAUGUUGCUGUGAGGAUCCCUCUUUUGUUGUAUGAACGCAUUGUUCUUGAGCUUCAGAUGCCAUUGACAGCCAGGCAGCUGUUGGUGGAGCAGAAUCCAGAUUAUCCUUCUGUUGUGCCACCUGGAUACCGAGCUUCUGAACCUUGCAGGCAAAACCAUUUACCUUGGAUGCCUUGGCCUCAGACUCCAAAGAUCCAUUGUAUUGGUGUCUGUGGUAGCAAUACCCAUUUUUCUCCUUGGUCUUUCUGCUGUCCACUACAGAAUCAUAGUAUAUCUCCAAUAAGUUCAACAUGGGCAGAUGAUGCUUUGAUACCAAGAGUCAGCCCAUCAAAAGAGGAGUUGAGCAAGAAAUUAGAAGACCAAUUUUCAAAAGGCACACCUCCCACUUUGGAAAAUGAUAAGAAUGCAAAAGAAGAUAGCAGCAAACAAAAGACGGAAACAAAUUUAGCAGAUGCAAAAUCUUGGGAAGAGAAGGAAAUCAAAGUUGUAGAACCCAGUAAGGACCAGAAAGCGAUGGAUUCGGAAGAUACAAUGAACAAUACUGGCACCAUGGUUGAUAUAGCGACCAAUACAGGCAAAUGGACAACUCAACAAAAACAGAACUGUUUUUUACAGCCCAACCUGAGUGGAUCUUUAACCCAGCUUUCCCAAAGAAAUACUUCUCAGAAAACUUACUUUGCUAACAAUUCCAAACUCCAGGAUAAGCUUGACUGGGUGGACAGGUCACUGAAGAAAGAUCGUUUAGCUAUUGAAUCUGUUUUGCACAUGAGAAGGAGCUACAGUGCACCACCAUCUGGACAGAGAUUAAUAGAGAAGGAAGCCCCUUGGGAUGGUCCCAGAGAUGUGGAUGCCAACCCAACUAAGAUAAACUUCAAACGGCAAAAGUGGGAGCAGAGACAGCUUAAGAAAGAGCAACAACAACAGGAAAGCCAUCACAAAAGAGAGAUGCGGCUUGAAAAUAAGAGGCAGCAGUUUCUCCAGCGGACAUUGCAAGGCUCACAAAAGCUGCAGGAGCAGAAUGACAGGGCUGAGCGGCACCUGGAGCAGCUGCGGGAGGCAACAGCAGAGAGGAGAAGGCAGGAGUCCCAUUUGUGGGAAGAAGAAGGAAAGAAAGAUAACCAAAGGAAGGAAUUCUUAAAGGCACAGCACAAGCAGAGGGAGAAGCAGCUGGCAAAAUAUAAUCAAAUGAUUGAUGACCAGGAAAAAAAGAGGCUGGCACUUCUCAGGAAUAGAAAAGAAGUCAUGCAAAAGAAUGCAGAAAUUGCCCUGAAGGAACAGGAGGCAGAAAAUAAGAAGAAGGAAGCUGCCAAUUGCCAGAGGUCCCAAAAGCGAGAGCAGAUUUUACAAAAUAACGAAAAGGAGAGGCAGAUGCAGAAAGGACUCCUACAGUAUCUCAGGGAACAGGACCUCUUACUGCUCCGUGCUUCUAUGCUACCAUAGAAUAAAGCAAUUUCUGCAGCCAAGGCACUAAGAGUGUUCACAGAUA
Molecule: messenger RNA, 3309 nt
Organism: Crotalus tigris (Tiger rattlesnake)
Lineage: Eukaryota; Metazoa; Chordata; Lepidosauria; Squamata; Viperidae
Exons: 13
Coding region: 705-3263 (852 amino acids)
Source: RefSeq, a predicted model, not a curated record